This is a messenger RNA of Chanos chanos (milkfish), 1158 nucleotides long. It is a transcript of the gene mrpl19, whose product is annotated as mitochondrial ribosomal protein L19. The transcript has 6 exons. Gene Ontology annotation, molecular function: structural constituent of ribosome. Gene Ontology annotation, biological process: translation. Gene Ontology annotation, cellular component: mitochondrial large ribosomal subunit; ribosome. The record is from RefSeq and is a predicted model, not a curated record. Bases 9 to 869 code for a protein of 286 amino acids. NCBI's taxonomy places the organism in Eukaryota, Metazoa, Chordata, Actinopteri, Gonorynchiformes, Chanidae.
UUGGAAACAUGGCAGCGUGCUUAAGGAGAACGGGUGAAGUCCUUGGUUCUCUACGAGUCCUGCGGAAUAUUCAACAGCAGAAUGAACGUUUUGUGUCAACCUCGUUUCCUCGUCACGCCGCUUCCAGAGGCGACGGUCAGCCACCCAAAUUCACUCCGCCCCCCAAACCUGUCAUCGUCGACAAAACACAAUCCGAAGAAUCGCUAAGACGAUUCCUGAGUCCGGAGUUUAUUCCGCCUCGGCAGCGCUCUAAUCCGGUGAAAUUUUCCAUGGAACGGAAAGACAUGAUCAAGAGACGGAAGGCCUUCAACAUUCCGGAGUUUUAUGUCGGUAGUGUUUUAGCUGUGACCAUGUCAGAUCCCUAUGCCAGUGGGAAUUCCAGUCGUUUUGUUGGGAUCUGUAUACAGCGCUCCGGGAGUGGACUGGGAGCCACAUUUAUUCUCAGGAACGUCAUUGACCACCAAGGUGUAGAGAUGUGUUAUGAGCUCUAUAAUCCACGGCUGCAGAAGAUUGAGGUCCUUAAACUCGAGAAACGUCUGGAUGAUAAUCUGAUGUAUCUGAGGGACGCACUGCCAGAAUACAGCACCUUCAAUUUUGACAUGAAACCCAUUCCCCACUCUCUCAGUGGAGACGUCCCAGUUAACCAACUGAAAGUACGGAUGAAGCCUAAGCCGUGGUCAAAGCGUUGGGAACGUCCCAAAUUCAAUAUCCAGGGGAUCCGUUUCGACCUGUGUCUGACAGAGGAGCAGAUGGCCCACGCCCAGAAGUGGGCGGAACCCUGGCAUCAGUACGACAUGCUGAAGGAGUACGACACCUCCUCUUUGGAGGAGCAAAUACUGCAGGAGGUGCAGAAGGGUUUGGCCAAGUGAGAAGCAUGGAGAGAAAAAGAGAGAGAGAGAGAGUGAGCGUGCUUAUUACAGUGGACAAUGGUGUGUGUGUGUGUGUGUGUGUGUGUGUGAUGUGUCUGCAUAUGUGGUCCCAGACAAAGAGGCCGACCCUUGUGUCAGCCUGCUUCAGUUUGACUCACAUCAUGCUUCACAUGUCUGUUUGUUUGUUUUGUAUUUUUUCAUUGGCUGCUUCUAUUUGUCGCGUCAGUCAAUGAAAGCAUGUAACUCUCAUUUGAAAAAUUUAAAUUAAAACCCAAGUCUGAGGCUGUGA